UUAUGUGAUGCAAAGUUUUGAAUUUUAUUUUUUUUUUAUUUGGGUUCCUCUGUUUUUUGAUUCUAUGGGGAACGGAUUCAGAUUUUUAAUCGAAAUAUUGGAUUAGAUAAAUGUUUCUGCAUGAAAUAUAAAUCUGAAUUCUGAAAAUUUCUGUAUGAUAUUCUUCUAUGAGGUGAAUUAUUUGAAUGAUUCAGAAAAAUUGGGGAUUUUUUGCAGUGUGUGAUUUGUUGAGGGAACAAAAGUUUGAAAGAGAUGAAGAACUCUGCUUCGGAUCAAUGUUUUUUCAUCGAUAGCGAUAACGAUGAAGAGAGGGAGUUAGGAAGAGAAGUAAAUGAUGGAAAUGUAUCAGACUUUUCCAAUGACUCUAAUGAUAAUUUAUACCAAAGAAAGCCAAGCUCCUAUAGCAUGGCAUGGCCUCAAAGUUACAGGCAAUCCAUUGAUCUCUAUGGUACUGUGCCAUCGCCAAAUAUCGGAUUUCUUGGAACAACUGCCACAACAUCAUUGACAAGAUUAGGCAGUUCUUUUCUUGGUACAACAUUGACACGGAGGAACACCGCUGAAAUUAUACCCCCUAUCAAAAAGCCUCUCAUACAACCGGCAGUGGACGAAGAACAGCAGCAUAUCUCUCAGACAUUGCUUCCUCCCCUCCCAUCUAGGAAGUCUUCAGUUAGGAAAUCUUUAAAGAUUUCACAUGAAGUUCAAAUUCCUGGCCAAUGCUCUUUUGGACAAGCUGUGCUUAAUGGUAUGAAUGCCCUUUGUGGCGUUGGAAUCCUUUCAAUCCCUUAUGCUCUACAUGAAGGUGGAUGGGCUGCACUUGGAAUCUUGCUGAUAUUUGCAGUAUUUUCCUUUUAUACUGGAUUGCUGUUGCGUUAUUGCUUGGAUAGCGAACCUGGUCUGGAAACCUAUCCCGACAUUGGUCAAGCAGCUUUUGGUACUACUGGACGUGUUGUCAUUUCAAUAAUAUUAUACAUGGAAUUAUAUGCUUGCUGCAUUGAAUACAUCAUUCUAGAGAGCGACAAUCUAUCGUCCUUAUUUCCGGAUGCAAGCUUAAGUUUGGGUGGAUUUAAAUUGAAUGCACACAUUCUAUUUGCAAUCUUGGCCACAUUGGCUAUUCUUCCUACCGUUUGGCUUCGGGACCUUCGCAUUCUAAGUUACAUAUCAGGAUGUGGAGUUGUUGCAUCGGCUGUAGUCGUUCUGUGCCUGGUGUGGGUUUGCGUGGUAGACGAUACUCCGAUUAGUACAAAAGGAACAACAACACUUAAACUUUCAACAUUCCCUGUUGCUAUGGGUCUAUGUGGUUAUUGCUUCUCAGGACAUGCUGUUUUCCCCAACCUAUAUACGGCUAUGGCUAAUCGGAAUCAAUUCCCCGCGGUACUCUUGACAUGUUUUGCUAUUUGCACUUCAAUGUAUUGUCUUGUAGCUGCUUUGGGAUACUUAAUGUUUGGAGAAGAUACACAGUCACAAUAUACUCUUAACAUGCCUCGAGGAUUAAUAGCUUACAAGAUUGCGGUGUGGACUACGGUCGUUAAUCCACUUACCAAGUAUGCGUUGAGUCUAACACCAGUAGCAAUGUCUGUGGAGGAAUUGAUACCGCCAAGUAAUUCCAAAUUUACAUUAUACUCCAUCCUCAUCAGAACAGCACUAGUGAUUUCUACAUUGCUUGUUGGUCUUUCAGUUCCAUUUUUCGGUUUGGUGAUGUCGUUAAUCGGCUCUUUGCUCACAAUGUUUGUUUCCCUUAUUUUACCAGCUGCUUGUUUCCUAAGCAUCAAGCGCAGAAGAAUCACGCGCUCUCAGGUUAUACUCUGUGGUACAGUGAUCGUAGUAGGUUUAGUUUCAUCUGGUAUUGGAUCAUACUCAGCCAUCUCGGAGAUUAUAGCGGAGCUGUUUCCAUGAAGUUUUGCAGCUUAAAUCCUGGAUUAUGAGUUUUGUCUGCUAUUAAGUAUUCAAAAUCCAGUUCAUUAAACUGUUUUAGAUUAUUUCAUUUCUGAACCCGAAUUUUGAGUCAACUUUUCAUUCAUAGUGCCUUCCUCAUUUUGUGAUUUUUAUUUAUGACUAUCACGGUUAUAUUACCUUAUCAUAGAGAA
This is a messenger RNA of Trifolium pratense (red clover), 2084 nucleotides long. Its product is annotated as amino acid transporter AVT1C-like. Bases 253 to 1893 code for a protein of 546 amino acids. The transcript has 12 exons. The record is from RefSeq and is a predicted model, not a curated record. Lineage: Eukaryota; Viridiplantae; Streptophyta; Magnoliopsida; Fabales; Fabaceae. Gene Ontology annotation, cellular component: plasma membrane.